This is a messenger RNA of Mytilus californianus (California mussel), 1816 nucleotides long. RefSeq lists its product as uncharacterized. Lineage: Eukaryota; Metazoa; Mollusca; Bivalvia; Mytilida; Mytilidae. The coding region runs from base 472 to 1296 and encodes 274 amino acids. The record is from RefSeq and is a predicted model, not a curated record. The transcript has 12 exons.
AACAGUAAGUUGUUCUUUCCAUCUAGGAUCGAUGCAUCUAAUGACGACAAAUCCUUGGGAAGGCUCGUAAACGAUGACGAGAAUGAUAGUAACUCUAUUGUUAAGAGAAUAAUUGUCGGUGGUCUUCCCCAUCUUUGUUUCUUUGCUACAAGAACAAUCAGCGAAGGUGAAGAAGUAACAUUCACAUAUUUUCAAGGAGAAUAUGACCAGUUUCCUUGGCGGUUAAAGGAAGGAAAAACAGAUGAAAUAAGACCUGUGAAAGGGAAUACAGAAGAAGAAAGACCAGUGAAGGGACAUACCGAAGAAGAAAGACAAGUGGAAGGAAAUACAGUGGAAGAAAGACCAGUGGAAGGAAAUAAAAAAGAAGGAAGACAAGUGGAAGGGAAAAUAGAAGAAGAGAGACCAGUGGAAGGAAACACAGAAGAAGAGAGUCCAGUGGAAGGGAAAAUAGAAGAAGAGAGACCAGUGAAUAUGGAUAUCACAAAUGACAGAAGCAGAGAAACUGAGCACGUAGCAGAGAGUGACCCUGAAGAUCUAGAGGAAGGUGUAACCCUUGAGGCUAUUGAUUGCCUAGUUAAGUAUGAGAUACAAAAAUCAGAAAACAACAUACACAAGGAGUUAACAGAAUUCAGAAAACAGUAUAGUAAUAAUGCAAUCGGGGAACUAAGAGCCCACCUCGAUGAAGUAAAGAAGGAGGUUAACAGGAAUGCACAGGGUUGUGACACUGGAUUUAAUGAUUUAACAGCAACUGUCAACUCGAUGGAAACAACCAUUUCACAAAUCGAAACAGAAAGCAAGGGCAGCAAAAGAAAGAUACAGGAAUUGGAAAAAAAAGUGACAGAUAUAGAUCGUAAAUUCAACGAUAUAACUGCUGGGAUACCAAAAAUAAUUGAAGACAUUAUCACCAGCGGUACAUUAGCUUUCAUGCCAACCAACUCAUUCGAUAUUGAUGAGUCAGUGGACGAACCGAUGACUAUCAUGUCCACCCCUGUUUCGAUGUCAACAAACCUGAUCACUGAACAUGCUGAAGAUACAUCACAAAAGAGAGCAGUUGAUGAGGGAGUGAAAAAAACAAAAAAAAAGUUAUUGUUAAGAUGGUCCUGGAAAAAGAGCAAUCCAGCGGGCCUAGAGUUUCUAGAAAGUAGAAUCGAUCUACCUGACUUUUCAAGGGCCCAAGAUUUUAAACUUAAGGUUUAUAAGGAAGGGAUUCAGAGAGGUCUAUGGAUUGAGGCAACCCAUACAUUUGUGAGAGUUUGCACUAAAAUAGACAAUCUUCACAAGCAAACCCUGAAGUGAAUUACAGAUCGUCUACUUAUAAAUUCCUUUCUUUUAUUAUUUGGUUGAUAACAAUAACGUUCUAUUUGAAUUGUAAUAUUUGUAUUGUUCUGCCUUGCUUACGAGUUUAUUGUCAAUUUUGAAAAAUUGUUAUUGUGCAGUUAGAGAGUGGUGACUUUUCAAAUAUUAUGAUUAAAUAUUAAGGAAUUCUCACUGUUUCUGUGUUUUAAUGUUGUUUAAUCUACAAUAAAACUGUUGAUCAGGAGAUAACAAUAAAACAUUAUUCAUUUUAAAGUGUGCGUGAUUCAAUUUUUUCCAUAUUGUUGUUUGUUUGAAAAUCGUGUUGAACUUCAGCAAUCUUACAUUUUAUUAUGUCAAAAAUAUUGUCCGAAAUGUAUUUCUCCAUGUACUUUAUAUCAAAAAUAACUAAAAUAUUGUUUCAACUGCAUACUAUUUCUUGAAGUGAAUUGUUAUAUUUGUAUUGUUCUGCCUUGCUUUCGAGUUUAUUUUCAUUUUUGAAAUAUUGUUAUUGUGCAGUUAA